UGGGGGGGGUAGUGUGGUUAGAGUGACCCAGCCCGGGGCAGCAGUCAGCUAGGGGUAGGGUCACAAGAGAGGUCACAGAGGCCUCUCCACACUAGUAGCCCACUCACCACCUGGACCCUGCUAGCCGGGGGGCCCAUGGUCCCCAUCCUGCUGCCUGCUCAGCCUGGCAGCUUUCCUUUGCAGCCUGCUGCCAGCGCAGCCACCCCCUGCCCCCACGGGGGCCCGUGCCAGAGCAGCAUUCCGCAAGCCUGGCUGCAUCUCCCCAGCAGAGGCUGAGCAGAGAGGCCACUCGGCAGUCGCUAGGUCACACGGCUGCGGGCAGUGGGGCCUGGGCCUCUGGCCCCCACCCCUCUGGUACCUCCAUCUCCUGGUCUCUGGCCAUUGUUCUUAAAGGCUUUGCUCAGAGCAGCGGCGGUUCGGGUUUUAAAUCUGCUCUGGAAAUCUCCGUGCAGCCAGAGGCUGCAAGUUGCUGGUUGAGAAGACGACCGACUCUCCAGCGGCCGAGUUCUCGCUGGUGGAGGACGUGGCACUGCACUUUGCCUGCUUGAUGGGCCGCCUGAACGAACAGCGCCUCUUCCAGCCCGACCUCUGCGACGUGGACCUGGUGUUGGUGCCACAGCGCAGUGUCUUCCCGGCACACAAGGGCGUGCUGGCCGCUUAUAGCCAGUUCUUCCACUCACUCUUCACCCAGAACAAGCAGCUGCAGCGCGUGGAGCUGUCCCUGGAGGCACUGGCGCCCAGCGGCCUGCAGCAAAUCCUCAAUUUCAUCUACACAUCCAAGCUGUUGGUCAACGCAGCCAACGUCCACGAGGUGCUCAGUGCUGCCUCGCUGCUGCAGAUGGCUGACAUCGCCGCGUCCUGCCAGGAGCUGCUGGAUGCCCGCUCCCUCGGUCCCCCAGGCCCAGGCCCUGUGGCCCUGGCUCAGCCAGCUACCAGCUGCACCCCAGCCACACCACCCUACUACUGUGACAUCAAGCAGGAGGCCGAUGCCCCGGGCCUGCCCAAGAUCUAUGCCCGAGAGGGUCCUGAUCCCUACUCAGUGCGCGUGGAGGAUGGGGCAGGGACGGCUGGUGACACAGUGCCUGCCACCACUGGGCCAGCACAGCCUCUCUUCAAGGAGGAGAAGGAGGGAGGGGUGGAGGCGGCUGGGGGUCCUCCAGGCAGCCUGUGCAAGCUGGAGGGCGGGGAGGAACUGGAGGAAGAGCUCGGGGCUCCAGGUACCUACAGUCGCCAGGAGCAAUCGCAGAUCAUCGUGGAAGUGAACCUCAACAACCAGACACUGCAUGUGUCCACGGGGCCCGAGGGGAAGCCAGGGGUUGCAGCGAGUCCAGCCACCAUGGUGCUGGGCCAAGAGGAUGGGCUACAGCAACACUCGGAGGAGGAGGAUGAGGAGGACGAGGAGGAGGAAGAGGAGGAAGAAGGUGGAGGUAGUGGAGGAGGGGAAGAGGAGGAGGAAGACGAGGAGGGUGGCAGUCGGGGAGAAGAGGAAGAUGAGGAGGAGGAAGAACACAGCGAGCAGGAGGAGGAAGAAGAGGAGGAGGACGAGGGGCACAGUGAGCAGGACCCAGAGAGCUCAGACGAGGAGGGGGAGGUUGCAGGCAGGCAGGGUGGGGGGCGCCAGGGCACCCGGGCAGACCCCGCACCCCACAGUCGGAUGGCCACGCGGUCCCGGGAAAAUGCACGGCGCCAGGGCACCCCUGAGCCAGAGGAGGCCGGGCGGCGGGGUGGGAAGCGGCCGAAGCCUCCUGGAGGGGCCCCUGCACCAGCUCGUGGGCCACCAGCUCCUGAUGGGCUGGGAGCCAAGGUGAAGCUGGAGGAGAAGCAGCACCACCCAUGCCAGAAGUGCCCUCGAGUCUUCAACAACCGCUGGUACCUGGAGAAGCACAUGAAUGUGACCCACAGCCGCAUGCAGAUCUGCGACCAGUGCGGCAAGCGCUUCCUGCUGGAGAGUGAGCUGCUGCUGCACCGGCAGACAGACUGUGAGCGCAACAUCCAGUGUGUAACAUGUGGCAAAGCUUUCAAGAAGCUCUGGUCCCUUCACGAGCACAACAAGAUCGUGCAUGGCUACGCAGAGAAGAAGUUCUCAUGCGAGAUCUGUGAGAAGAAAUUCUACACCAUGGCCCAUGUACGCAAGCAUAUGGUUGCGCACACCAAGGACAUGCCCUUCACCUGUGAGACCUGCGGGAAGUCCUUCAAGCGCAGCAUGUCCCUCAAGGUGCACUCCCUGCAGCACUCCGGGGAGAAGCCCUUCCGAUGUGAGAACUGCAACGAGCGCUUUCAGUACAAGUACCAGCUGCGGUCGCACAUGAGUAUCCACAUCGGCCACAAGCAGUUCAUGUGCCAGUGGUGCGGCAAAGACUUCAACAUGAAGCAGUACUUCGAUGAGCACAUGAAGACCCACACAGGGGAGAAGCCGUACAUCUGCGAGAUCUGCGGCAAGAGCUUCACCAGCCGGCCCAACAUGAAGCGGCACCGGCGCACGCACACGGGUGAGAAGCCAUACCCGUGCGACGUGUGCGGCCAGCGCUUCCGCUUCUCCAACAUGCUCAAGGCGCACAAGGAGAAGUGCUUCCGCGUCAGCCACCCUCUGCCCGCCGACGGCCCCCCGUGCGCCGCGAGCCUAGCCACACCACCCCUGCUCCCCGGGCUGCCCCCGCCCCUGCCACCGCCGUCGCACCUGCCACCACCACCCCCGCUCUUCUCCACCACUGCCAACAGCAGUGGGAGGAUGAGCGCCAACUGACCCAGUCGCUCCUGCGGACACCUGAGCCCGGCCCGCGCCAGGGGGACUCUACUGGCCCCCACUUCCUGGGAAGGGUGGUGGUACUGCCCCACCUCUGCAGGGGUGGCUGGAUGAGGCCCCGCCUCCCCCCCCCCCUUUCUGCACCUCCUUGAAGCCUUUACUCUCCCCACUCCCCGGAAGUAAAGGAAAAGUGAGGAAGCCAUUUGCAGUACCCCCUCCAGGUGAGGUGGUGCUGGAGGCCACAGGUCCUUGGGAGGAAGGGGCCUGGGCAGCGGGCAUGGCUGAUCACUCUGAGGCCUGAGCCAGGCUGGGCCUGGGUCAGCCUCAGCGGCUCAUUCCAGCUCCUCUAUUCCCCUAACUUGCUCUCUCUUGAAGGGUUGUGGGAGAAGUUGGGGUGCUGGCUCCCCUUGGAGGAAUUGUGGACCCACUUGAGGGCAGUGAACACUUGAGGCAGAGCUUGAGAGCGGACACAAAGCACAUUGGGUGGGGAGUGGCCAGGUACAAAGACUGCAGAGCCCUGCUCUACGCCAUGUGGAGCUGUGGAGCUGGGCGGGAGGGGCUGGCCCCCAAAGGUUUGCUUUUUCCAGUUACAUCCCUGCCGGGCAGGCCCAAGAAUCCCCAGGCUGCACCUGGGCCUCAGCGUGCUGUGGGCCAGGCCCUGGGUUGGCAGACAGGCUGAGUCCACAGCAUCAGCUACAGGGUACUGCAGUCAAGGAGGCCCUGCCAGUGGGUGAGCCCCCAGGGCCUGUGUCCCCAGGAGGAGCUUGGAGAGUGUAUUAGGGUUUCAAGGUGCUAUCAGUGGGGCAGGAGGCAGGGCUGCUGUUCACAGAGCACCCAUCCCUGGCCAGCUACCCUUGGCUGCAUCUCCCUCACCAGGAGAUGCAUGUGUCUGUGUAUGUCUGCUCCCCAAAGGCCAUAGCCUCCCCUUGGCUGGCACCUUGUCCCUCCUGGGCCCCUGCACCCAUGGGUAGGGUGCCCACGCCCUAGUGGUGAGAAGAGCCUGCAUGCUCAGGCCCUGCUGGCAGGAAGCUCAGCCAGGGCCCAGUGCUUGCACUAAUAGAAGGCAGGCACUAAUAGGACACCCGUUUUUGUUGUCAUUUAACGUCUUUAUUCCUGCCUUUAAAGUGGGGAGGAGGAUCCAUAAGCUACAUGUCUCUUAGUUAAGCUCUCUCCUAUUGUGUUUAUACGGUCGUUUGUUAUACGCUGCACCUUACCCCCUCCCUGCCCCCAACACACCACCACCUUCCCAGCAUGGCUGGUGUGGCAAGAGGCCUGUGCCCAAGAGGACUAAGGAAGUGAUGAACCCCGUUGACUUCCUUGGAGACCCACGGCGUUGGGGCAGAGGGCUGGGGACAUUUUAAUCAUCAAUAAACGAAGCACUUUAUUCUGUACAGAUGUGGGCAGGCCCAAGGUACCGGAGUGAUUUGAGGAUUUGUCAUCCAAGCCACACCAUGCUGAUGGUUUUGUGGGCUUGGAGGGCAGCUUCCCCAUGCUGGGGCCCUUCCCUGGCCUCCCUGAGGCUAAGAUUGCAGCUGAAGUACACCAGCCAGAGUCAACAGAAGCACCCUCAGCACCUCCUGUCUGCUGGGGUGGGGGAAGGGAGGCCCCCUCCCUGAGAAAGGAAGGCUCUCUGUUUGGCUCUGGGCUCUAUGGUGCCCCCAUCCCAAGGCUGGGCAUCCAGCUUCUUGCAGGGACCCCGGAUUUCUAUAGCUCUUUCCCUCCCCUGGACCCCUUGAUCUCUGGGCUUCCGUGAUGUCCUCAGGGUCUCCUUCCCUCCCCGUUGCUAUUUCUAACCUCUGGCCCCAGUGCCUGGCAGCUCUCUAGAGCUCACAUUUUACUUAAAAAACAAAACAAAAAGUCUAUCUCUCAAUUGGACUGUAGACAAGGAACCCCAUGGGUUCUCCAACCCAUCACUGGUACCAGGGCCUCCCGUAGCAGCUAGAAGCCUUAUCACCUGCUGGCCCCUUGUAGCCUGAGUGGCCUGGGAUCCCUGAUCAGGCUGGGACCUGGACUGUCAGGCCAUACUUCAACAAGCAGAGGUCAAAAACGAGUGUGGAGCCCUGUUCCAGGAGUUGGGCUUCCUGGUCUACACAUCUACUCUAGGGGCAGGCAGGGGGGUCCAGAUAGCUGGAUGGGCACUGGUUAGGAAGGUCAUUGCAACUGUAGAUGGGUGUGGCCCUGUCCCAGGAGGCCCCUGUGUCCCUGGUGCUAAGCAGAGCUCCUUUGGGGCCAGAUGCAAUAAUAGAACCUCGGCAGUGCUGGUAUGGACAGGGCGUCUUGUUUUGCCAGCCUUUGCACGUCCUUUUUAUCUUUAAAACAAAUUAGCAAGCACCUGGAUAUUGGAAUGAGGGGACUGGGGCACCAUAGUCACUUCCCAGGGCUCAGCAGAGGGGGCUUGGGAUCAUCCCAGCCAGUGGAGACCACCUGGGGUCCCCCUGCCCAGCUGGACUCUGCAGCUCUGAAGCCUGGACCUGCCCCUCCCCAGCCCCCUGGAUGCUCUGGUCUUGGGCCAGCUGAGUGGAGUGGUCAGAGAGAUGAGGUCCACCUAAGCCCCAAGACCACAGCUCGGGGAGCCAGAGUUGGGGUCAGCCUGAGCCUCUGGCCCUGAUUCAUGCUGUCACAGUCUCCACAGUGCCCUUCAGGGCUGUGUGGUGGCAGAAAGGCCGGGCCCAGGUGUGUGACCCUUGAUGUCAUGAGUGGCACCCCACAGCCACAGGGUUUGUGGGGAACAGCAGGCGUGCAAGUGAGAAGAAUGAAGGGAAAUAAAGUCAGUCCAACUCCUGUCAUGGCCUGGCCUCCUCUUUACAUCUUUGUACCAACAGCUCAGCACACAGGUUCCAUGGACCUCCGUGCCCCGGAGCAUCCAGGGACCCCAUCUCCCUUAAGAGUGGACUGGGCUUGAGGGAACACCCAGAGCUGGGAGCCAAGGCAAGAGCAGAGGUGGGUCCCUGACUAUGGCUGGGUCUUAGGCCAGACACAGAGAGGCCUGAAAGACAGAGGUCCUGGGGCUGCUGAGGUCAUAACCCCCAAGGCCGUGUCCACAGAAGCAAGGGCCUCUGCAAGUGUGGCAUGAAGCCAUAGGAGCCCUGGGACAGCAAGGACUAGCCUCUCCCGUUCAUGUGCUCAGCCCUGGGGAUGCUCUCAUGAGUAAUAGGGACUCAGCCCUCCCUCUGUCCCCUUCAGUCCCUGGGGGCCUCUGAAAAUUACUCACUGCACAGGUAAUGUAUGCAGCAUACAUGCUAUGCUGCUGGAUGGAAUGCAAGGC
Castor canadensis (American beaver) is the source of this 6008-nucleotide messenger RNA. It is a transcript of the gene Zbtb47, whose product is annotated as zinc finger and BTB domain containing 47. Gene Ontology annotation, biological process: regulation of transcription by RNA polymerase II. Gene Ontology annotation, cellular component: nucleus. NCBI's taxonomy places the organism in Eukaryota, Metazoa, Chordata, Mammalia, Rodentia, Castoridae. The record is from RefSeq and is a predicted model, not a curated record. Gene Ontology annotation, molecular function: protein binding; DNA-binding transcription factor activity, RNA polymerase II-specific.